CUGGGGGAAAGAGGCAGUGGAACACAUACUCGAGACGUUCAAGAUUUCAAUACUUUACGUAACUAUUGCUUGGAAAAUGGAAUGCUUUUUGAGGACCCUGAGUUUCCAGCAAUUGAUACUUCGCUGCAAUUUUCUAGACGAAUGGAUCGUCAUGUGGAAUGGUUAAGACCGCAUGAAAUCGCUGAAAAUCCACAAUUUUUUGUGGAAGGCUAUUCUCGAUUUGAUGUACAACAAGGCGAAUUAGGUGAUUGUUGGUUGUUAGCUGCGACCGCUACAUUAACACAGGAUCCGAAAAUGUUCUUCCGGGUCGUACCGGAUGACCAAAGUUUUGAUGAAAACUAUGCUGGUAUAUUCCAUUUCAGACAUGAGUUUCUAAUGAGAAUACUGAGGCAGGCCUCCAUUCUUCAUACUGAUUAACUGAUAGCUCUUUUCACCUCAGCGUUUAUGGUGAAAAGUAGUUACGAAUUCGGCCGUAUCUGUCAUUGCAUUUAUUCGUUGGCGCUAGUGUAAUGUCACAAACCUUUCACUGUUUUCUCGACUUUGUAAGGAUUUUUGUUAAUGCAAUUGGGGUAUGGCCUAUGUUCUUUCACACAUUUGACUAUGAACGUAAUAAAUUUAAAAUCUCAAGAAAAAAUUCCAUUUUCCAUAAUUUGAUAUUAUGAUAUAAAUUAUAAAAAGACUUUGUGAAGGGCUGUCAUCUCGAGAAAUUUCAAUGAUAUCAACGUAAGUUAAUUUUCAUCAAUUUUUAACUACUGUAGCGCCCGCAACUACGCCAGGAAAAUGACGUUUUUUCAAUUUUCUGCGAUUUUUAAUGUUUUUUACAACUUUUAAGGGUCAUAUCUCGA
Messenger RNA from Sitodiplosis mosellana (orange wheat blossom midge), 845 nucleotides. Its product is annotated as calpain-A-like. Gene Ontology annotation, cellular component: cytoplasm. The record is from RefSeq and is a predicted model, not a curated record. Lineage: Eukaryota; Metazoa; Arthropoda; Insecta; Diptera; Cecidomyiidae. Gene Ontology annotation, molecular function: calcium-dependent cysteine-type endopeptidase activity. Gene Ontology annotation, biological process: proteolysis.